CGCUCGGCGCGCGCACCCACAGCCGGCACGCUCGCCGCCCCGCGGGAAGGAAGUCCCGCGGGUCGACCCGGUGUCCUCCCGCUGCGGAGUCUGCGGGCAGCCUCCCGCCCCGCUCGGCCCGCCGGCGCCCGCGGUCGCUGCCGCCCGGGCCGCCCGCAGCGCGCAUCGGGGCCGCGGGGCUCCCGAGCCCGAUCCGGAGGUGCGGGCGCGCCAAUUGCAGGGGGUGGCUCCGAGGCUGGCCCCCCUUCGGGGAGCGGCGAGGCGACCCAGGCGAGAUGUGAAAGUAAAGAAAAGACUUAAUAACAAAGAUGCUUUGGAGCCAGAAUACUUCCUGGAUUAGACCACGUAAUUUGUAUCCCAUGGUGUAUGUCAGCCUCAUGGUUGGUGUGGUAUCUGCGUGGCCUGAUUCGUCUGAUGAAUCUUGCACUUUAAAGGUGACAUUUCCCAAUUUCCGGCUAAUCUUAUCAUGGGAAUUAAAAAACCAUUCGAUUGCACCGACUCACUAUACGUUGUGGUAUACCAUCAUGAGUAAACCAGAUGAUAUGAAGAUUGUUGAGCACUGUUCAAAUAUCACAGCGUCAUUUUGUGACCUCACUGAUGAAUGGGAAGUCCUGUCUGAGACAUACAUCCCCAAAGUUGAUGGAUUCAGAGGAAACAAAAUGGUGGUCAGCUGUAUCAGUGAUUUCUUCCUGGGAGCACAUGUGUCUUUGGAAACGCCGGAGUUUGAUAUUGUUGGCUUUACGGACCACAUCAAUGUCAUAGUGAAAUUUCCACCCGUCAUUCCCAAGAUACUCGAUGGGGAAAUCUUACAGUUUUACCUACCUCUCGUCAUCGAAGAACAGUCAGGGAAGAUUGUGAAGAAGCACUACCCCAAGCUAAAUGGAAACAUCAGUGGAAAUUUCACUUACGUCAUCGACAAGUUAAUUCCAAAUACAAACUACUGUGUAUCUGUUUAUUUUAAGUCUAGAGAUAUGGGAGGAAUAAAUAGAUCUCCAGUAAAAUGUACCUUCCUUCAACCUGGACGGGAUACAGAGCCAUCAGAAUCUGCCAAAAUAGGAGGAAUCAUUACGAUGUUUUUAAUAGCAGCUGUCUUCAUAAGUGCCAUAAUAAUACUGAAACGGGUUGGUUAUAUAUGCUUAAGAAAUGAGUUCCCCAAAGUUUUGAAUUUUCAUAACCUGUCAGCCUGGGAAUUUCUCCAGAAGCCACCCUUGGAAACAGUGGCUUUCGUGGAGGUGAUUCACAUUAACAGGAAGAAGAAAGUGUGGGAUUAUAAUUACGACGAUGAGAGCGACAGCAAUGACGAAGCGGCCCGUCCAGCAAGCGGAGGUGGUUAUACUAUGCAUGGACUGACAGGCAGGCUUCUGGGUCUGGCCUCCGCCUCCUCGGCCACCUUGGAAGACAGCACCAAGUCGGACGCCGAGGACCCUGAUCAGUCCGAACCUGAGGCUGACACCACCGAGCCCCUGAUGGCAGCUGUGCCCAGCCCCGGGUGGCCGGAAUGCUGCUCAAGGGGGCCCUACGAGGGAGGAGGGAGGCUGCUGCAGGACCCCUUCACCGAGGAUGACAGCAGCCCCACCGAGGAGCCUGGGGACAAAAUUACCUUCAACGUAAAUUUAAACUCUGUGUUUGUGAGGGUCCUCGAUGAAGACUCAGAAGUCCCCCCGACGUUACCUCCUUUACUAGAAGAGACCGCCAACCUAGAGGAUUCAGGUGAAACGGAAGUAAGCUUUCUGGCGGCCAGUGGGGAAGGGACACAGCCACCCUUCGCCAGCCCCUCUGCAGAGUGCCCGUGGCCUGAAGAUGCCCUUUCUAACGAAAGUGACGGUUCCGAGUCAGAUGCGGACAUCGGGGAUGGUUAUAUAAUGAGAUGAACCCAAGAAUAGUUCAUUAACGUGGACUGAGGAUGAGUACUUCCAGAGUUCUCCCUCCGUGUACCAUCCUCGGCCCCUUCUGGGCCAGCCCAGCCAGCUCUCUUAGAGGGAAGGUGCUGGAGACUGCAGUCGGCUUGGUGAUCCCUGGUGACGUCAUCCAUGCGGAUUCCCAGGAUGGCCACAUGGGACCCUCCUGUCCUCUGCAGUGUAUUGUUUACAUGUCCCAAGUGAUGCACUUUGAAGGGAAAGAGCCCUGUCCGUUCCCUUCACCCUCCACAUUUAUAAUGUUUCUGCAUCCCGUCUCCCAGAGUAAGGAGCAGGGUCCCCUGCGGCUUUCCUGGGUGGUCCAGGACCCUGCAAGUUAAUGGCAUUAGCCAGGGUGGGAGCGGAGAGUGUAAAGGAAGACACUCAGCAAGGUUCAUAGCAGCAACAGUCAGCAAUGGUGAGUCCAGCAGGCUUAAGGAAGGGGCCGGCAGGAAGGGAAGGCCCCCAGAAGGAAAGAAAGGGGACCCACAAAGAAACAAGCACAGGUUCCAAGUCGGAAGUGGGGAAGGUAGAGCCUAGUCUUGGGCUCCUCCUUGAUGUCGAAUCCUGUCACCUACACUCAGAGAAUUCAACUUGGCUGCUUGUCCAGCCCUCCUCAGUUUGAAUGAGGAAGACAAAUUCGGACACAGAAAUAAGUCUAUUGUCAGGCAGAUGACUAAUCGGAAUCCUUUGCAUGAGGGAGAGGGAUAGAAUCUCAGUGCCAAAUUUUAAGGUUAAAGAAAAAAAAAGCGAGAGAACAAAUGCAAAAUUGUUACAAGGUCCUCAGAGGAAAUAAGGUAGAAAAUCCCUGGAGGUCUUAAUUAUCAAUUUAAGAAGAGCUGCGUGUGCUGAUUCCAGCUGUCCUAUGUGUGACCACAAUUCCUGUGGAUGGGGGCGCUGGGGAGGAGGGGCAGGGGAAGGGGAGUUCUAGAAUGUCAUGUAGCAAACAGUACAAGAACUAGGACUCAGGGGCGCCUGGGUGGCUCAGUUGGUUAAGUGUCCGACUUCGGCUCAGGUCAUGACGUCACGGUUCGUGGGU
This is a messenger RNA of Hyaena hyaena (striped hyena), 2934 nucleotides long. RefSeq names its product interferon alpha and beta receptor subunit 2 (gene IFNAR2). Gene Ontology annotation, molecular function: interleukin-22 receptor activity; protein binding. The coding region runs from base 309 to 1871 and encodes 520 amino acids. The record is from RefSeq and is a predicted model, not a curated record. The transcript is spliced from 9 exons. NCBI's taxonomy places the organism in Eukaryota, Metazoa, Chordata, Mammalia, Carnivora, Hyaenidae.